Molecule: messenger RNA, 1985 nt
Organism: Melitaea cinxia (Glanville fritillary)
Lineage: Eukaryota; Metazoa; Arthropoda; Insecta; Lepidoptera; Nymphalidae
Product: zinc finger protein 724-like
Exons: 1
Coding region: 252-1859 (535 amino acids)
Cellular component (GO): nucleus
Molecular function (GO): zinc ion binding
Source: RefSeq, a predicted model, not a curated record
AAAUAACUUUAUGUGUUAUUAUUUUUGUUUAUUGCUAUGUAGUUUUUAUUUUAAAUGUUUUACAAUUAAUGAAUUAACAUUGUUUUAGUUUCGAAGAUCUGUUACAAAAACUCGUAACCUAAAUUUAACUAAGCAACACUAACGCGUCCUUAUGUCAAACAAAGUAAUUUCACUGUGUUGUUCUCGUACUAUUUUUUUAAAUAUAUUCCAACUAGAUAUAAUUAUACAAACUUUUUUAUUAUCCUUCAUCAAUGUCUGAAAAUGAAGAUACUUACUGUCGACUCUGUGCAGAACCAACGCCCGUUACUCAAUUGAUUUCGCCCGAUGAAAUCGAAGUGUUUACCCCAAAAGUAGCUGCGAAAUUAUCUUGGAUAAAUAUUGAUAUAUCAACUCCGAACGGUCUUCCGAAAACAAUAUGCUAUUCAUGCUUCGAUUUAUUAAAUAGAACCUGGUCUUUCCUUAACAACGUAAGAACAGCACAGGAGAAAUUAAAAGCUAUAUUCGUAAAGAAAACUGAACAAAAUAAUAAACAAAUUAUUGUCGAAACGAAUGAAAAACAAGAGAAUGUUCCUGGUAAGCCCGUGGAUAAGAACUGGGAAGACUUCCAGCGGCCUAAAAUAGAGAUUAAAAUUGAAGAGUCGAACGAUAAAGUACCUAUUGUGAAGAAUUCUGUUCUAAUACCAGAUGGUAGUGAUUGCGACCUAAUUAAAGCUGAAAAUGACACUGAUAACGAGGACCUCCAUAUUGAGUCCUCUCAUAAUGGCUUCUUGAGUUCAUCAGACAGUGAUUCACCUUUAAAAAAUAUAGCAAAAAAGAAAAAAUUUGCUCGGAAACGAAAGAAAGUAUCAAAAAGCGAUGAUAACUCAGACUUACCAAUCGACAUUCCGUCUUUUAACAUAACGUGGGACAAUCAGUCCUGCAGAUGUGCUAAGUGUGAUGCUCUCUGCCAGAGUAUUAUGUCGUUACAGCUCCAUUCGUUACAAAUUCAUAAUCAGUGUUGCUUAUUUAAAUGUAUAGACUGUGAAAAGAUAGUUAGUACGUACAGAUCAAUAGUUCGACACAUACGGACACACAAUAAUGCGCUGAGACACUGCUGCGAAUACUGCAAUAAGGUAUUCUUACGAACGUCAGAACUUAAUAUACACAAAGUAAAAGAUCAUAAAGAUAUUUACAAAACGAAGUGUACAUACUGUGGCACUUCCUUUGAAACUGAAGAUGAACUGAAAGAGCAUAAAUCAAUAUUCUUCAACAGCUCAAAAAGAAUAUCAAAGAACGUCAAAGUUGUAAAUGACGAGAAACAAUCGAAUUGCAAAUGCGAUCUUUGCGACAAAGUAUUUAAGAACAGACAGAAUCUCUACCAACACAGGGUGCUCCACACGGAACGAAGUAGAAACUUUGCGUGCCACGUCUGCGGUAAAAUGUACUACACGAAAGGAAGCCUCAGUGCCCAUAUGAGAACACACGAGGAAGCUAAACCUUAUAAAUGUGAUCACUGUCCCCGAGCGUUCCACGCGAAAGGAAAUCUCAUAUCGCAUCUAAGCCUACAUUCGGGCUUGAAACCAUUCAUAUGUGAACAGUGCGGCAAGAGUUUCCGAGUUAAACGGCACUUGAUCUCCCAUUCAAUCGUUCAUACAGACUUAAGGCCGUAUGUUUGUGAAUACUGCAAUAAAACAUUCCGUUUCAAGACUCGAUUAAACUUACAUGUAAGACAACAUACAGGCGUUAGGCCGUAUAAGUGCGUGUACUGUCAACGAGAUUUUACAAAUGGUUCAAAUCAUAAGAAACAUAUGUAUAGACGACAUGGUAUUGACACAUCGUCGCGAAAUAAAUAUAACGUUGUCUAUAAAGAGGAUGAAUAAUCUAUAAUUAUAUGAUAAUAAUGGUAGCAUUACAAAAGUGUCUGGAACAUUUACAUUACAUUAUUUAGAUUUUAAUUAAUUUUAUAUAUUUAUUGAAAUAAUUCAUAUUAUUAUGAAGCAAUAGGC